CUCGUGAGGAUAAGCGGCAAAUAAAAUUGAUUGACGGAUGAAGUUUAUUUUGGUUGUGCGCACCUUGGCCACGCGGGGGCAGUGUAGCACAGACAUGGACACGAAGAAAGUGUUCUCCGCUGACAUCCAAGCCAGACUGAAUACGAAUGCCAGCCUCCCCUGCAACGUGACCCUGAAGUUGGACGACGUGGACGACGCUCCGCUGGAAGCCAACUGGGCGAGCAACGGCUCAGCCGUGGCCUCGUUCAAGAAUGCGACGGCGCAGAUAAAAGACGGCUUCGUUUGGACCACGGGCCUUUUCCGCAACGGAGACUUUUCGCUGACCGUCCUCCGUGUCGGCCUGAGCCUGCAGGGGGUGUACGAAUGCACAGUCCGCUACAACUCCUCGGCGCUGCACUCAAGCAUGGUUACGCUCAGUGUCAUCGCUUCCCCAUCUGUGUCAGUACCACAACAAUGGAUGGCGUUGGAGGCCGAGAGCCAGCUCAAAUGCCACGCGGAUGGCUUUUACCCGCCGCCUGUGUCUUUCACCUGGACCAGAGACGACCGAGUCAUUCAGCCCACCGCCCAGCUUGAUGGUGACAAGACCCCCGAGGGCUUCUACGCAGCCACUGCCAACCUGACCUACUACCCAUCUCGAGGGGACCAGAACGUGACUUUCGGCUGCAAAGUGACCCACAAUGGCACCAACCAAGAGGUCCAUUUUCAGCUCAACAUAACCUACUCCCCGACUGUCAGACUCUCAGCCAUCCCCUCGCCCUCCCGCAACAGUCCUCUCACCCUCUACUGCCACCUGGAGAGCUUCUACCCGGAGGAGGUGUCCGUAUCCUGGCUGCAAAACGGGACGGUCCUCCAAGAGACGCCGGGCACCGAGCAGAAUCCGGAUGGGACCUUCAGAACCACGCGCUACAUGACUUUAAGCCAUGAGCAGAGGUGGAGAGGCGGGGAGGUGGAGUGCGCCGUCAACCAGCCUGGCGUCGUGCGGCCGGCCCGGGCCUCGGCGCACCUGGAAGAACUGGAUCCCCAAGAUGAGGCGCCAGUGCUCACUAAAUCUGCUAAGGCAUCCGUGGCAAUGAUGUGCAUUUCCUUGGUGCUCGUCUUCCUGUUGUGCUUCGGCUUUUCUUGGAGGCGAAGGGACGAAAAACAGAAAUCCCUGGCGGUGUCGGGAAUCAUCCUCCCUCCCCGCGUCGUCGUGGGCCAAAAGGGCAGGGUGAGCGUGAGCAUUGAAGGCAGGAGGGUGGACCGAGUCCAGACCGCGUGGUUCCUCAACGACACGCCGAUCUCCGACACCUCCUUGACAGCACCGGAAAAGGGCCCUCUGCUUCCCUCCAGCGGAGAGAUGGGUUACUACAAGCUGCACUCCCAGGGGCCUCUGCACUCAUCCGGAAGCGGCGUCCAGCAGCUCAUCUCCUCGCUCACCUUCAUCCCGCAGAUCGCCAUCCACAAGGGAGCCGUGUUUAAGUGUCAGGUGUCCUACGCCGGCAAAGACAAGAUUGUGGUGGAGAGAGCCUCGGAGAGGUUUACGGUUCUGUCUGCACCGGAGGUAUCCGAAAUUGAGCUGGCAGAGACACCGAAUGACUCAGAGGUCAUCUGCAUGACCGUGCGCGCGUCCCAUUUCCACCCGGAUGUCAUCACCUUUCGCUGGUUCUGCCAGGGGGGAGAGCUGAGCCCGGUGGCUUCGCAGGCCCUCUCCUCCCCCCGACCCGAUUCCGAUGGCUUCUUUUCCGCCUCCAGCCAGUGCAAACUGCCCCGAAGUGAACUCGAACAGGGAGCCACCAGAGUGUGGGUCAGCGUGCAUCACGUCGCCCUCAAGCAGCCGGUCACGCGGGAGACCAGAGGCUUCAUCAAGCAGCCGCGCGUGUCCGACAUCUCGUCCGCUGCCUCUGCGUCCGACCAGAUGCUGACGCUGGGGUGCGAGAUCACCGAUUUCUACCCGCCCGACGUCACGGUCACUUGGCUGAAGGCGCGGGGGGGCGAGCGCGACGACAGCGAGGACGAGGUGAUGGCGGGCGGCGAGCUGUGGGGCCCCGUGGAAAUUCUCCCCCAGCUCUACAGGACCACGGCCACCUUGACGACCGCCAACAGCCGGGAGAAAAGACAGCGAGGGGGGGGGAUUAAAUGCAGAGUGGAGCACCUUUCCCUGCAUGAGCCCAUUGAGAGACUUUGGAGAAAUAUCGACAUCGUUGCUCCCAGCAUCCCUUCAUCCAUUUCGGUGUGUUGGAGCAGCGAGGGAGUGGGUGUAUUCUCGCUGCUCUUGAAGGGGGGUCACCCCAAGGCCAAGCUACUGUGGACAGCGGGCGGGACCACCCUCGCGCCGCUCGAGUCCAGCGAGACGGAGGAGUUGGGAGACGACGGGCAGAGGGAGCUCAGAAGCGUGUGCGCGCUGGAGAGGUCCACGCGGGCGGCGAGGCGGCGUGACAAACGGAGAAACGGACGCGGAUUAAAAACCAAAGCGGCUGUCACAGACCCGGAAACCGACGGUAUCGCGUACAUCGACGAGAAAUCGGACGGCGAGAACGACGACGGCAAAAGCGAAGACACCAAGUCGUCAGAUGGGGACGACGGCAGCGGCGGCGACGUCGACGACGACGACGAGCGAGAGGAAGACUCCGGAGCGUUGUACAUCAACAGGGUAAAUUUGACAAGGGGAAGCGAGGAAAGCGAGAGGACUCGUUUGAGGGUUGUUGUGGAGCUCAAACACCCUGCGCUCAAACUUCCCGUUUACAGAAGUUGGACAGAGCCCAAUGAGGAAAUAUCAACCAUGUGAAAUUCCCAAUGUUACAAGAAAAAAAACAUUAUUAUAUAACAAUUAAAAAGAUAUUUUAUAUACUUUUUAGUAAGUAAAAGUUUUUGUAUUUGUCAUUAAGAAAGGUGUUGCUUCUAAUAAUGUUUAUUUAUUUUUGUCUCCAGCUGUUUGAUUUUUUUUUUUUUUUUGCAAAUGUCUGUAUUUUUGUACAAAUAUAUAUUACAAAAUCAAUGUCAGUGUUUUCAAAAUCAGC
Messenger RNA from Syngnathoides biaculeatus (alligator pipefish), 2996 nucleotides. RefSeq lists its product as uncharacterized. Bases 38 to 2764 code for a protein of 908 amino acids. NCBI's taxonomy places the organism in Eukaryota, Metazoa, Chordata, Actinopteri, Syngnathiformes, Syngnathidae. The record is from RefSeq and is a predicted model, not a curated record. The transcript is spliced from 13 exons.